This is a messenger RNA of Kogia breviceps (pygmy sperm whale), 507 nucleotides long. RefSeq names its product mitochondrial ribosomal protein L49 (gene MRPL49). The record is from RefSeq and is a predicted model, not a curated record. Gene Ontology annotation, biological process: translation. Gene Ontology annotation, molecular function: structural constituent of ribosome. NCBI's taxonomy places the organism in Eukaryota, Metazoa, Chordata, Mammalia, Artiodactyla, Physeteridae. Gene Ontology annotation, cellular component: ribosome; mitochondrial large ribosomal subunit.
UUCAAGAUGGCAGCUACCAUGUUUCGGGCUGUGCAGCGGGGCUGGAGAACCGGUGUCCCGCCGUGCUGCGGACUGCGACGACUGACCCAGGGGCCUCCUGAUUACCCCAGCUUCGUGGAGUCUGUGGAUGAAUACCGUUUUGUGGAGCGCCUGUUACCGCCGACCAGCAUCCCAAAGCCCCCAAAGCAUGAACAUUAUCCCACUCCUAGUGGCUGGCAGCCCCCCAGAGACCCCCCACCCAACCUGCCCUACUUUGUGCGACGCUCUCGUAUGCACAACAUCCCAGUCUACAAGGACAUCACGCAUGGAAACCGUCAGAUGACUGUGAUCCGGAAGGUGGAGGGGGACAUUUGGGCCCUGCAGAAGGAUGUGGAAGAUUUUCUGAGCCCGCUGCUGGGGAAGACACCUAUCACCCAGGUCAAUGAGGUGACAGGUACCCUUCGGGUCAAAGGCUACUUUGAUCAGCAGCUCAAAGCCUGGCUUCUGGAGAAGGGCUUCUGAAGCUCA